UGCGGCGAGCGCCCCGAUUCGCGCAGCCCGCUCCGCGGCCUGGAUGAACUCGGCGCUCUCCUCAUCGAUGCGCUCCCAGAGUCGAUUCGUUGGCCGCGGCGCCAUUUUGCAGGAAGAGCGGUGAGAGAGGAAGGAUUUUAUUUAAAUAGAGAAACAACCCUCAGAAAUGGCCAAUGUGCUCUGUAACAGAGCAAGACAGGUGACCUAUCUACCAGGAUUUUACUCCUUGGUCAGAAGGCUUGUAAAUCCCAAGGCUUUUUCCACAGCAGGAUCUUCUGGCUCAGAUGAGCCUCAUGUUGCUGCUGCACCUCCUGAUAUAUGUCCAAGAACUGUGUGGCCAGAUGAAGUAAUGGGACCGUUUGGUCCUCAGGACCAGAGAUUCCAGCUCCCGGGUAAUAUAGGUUUCGAUUGUCACCUAACUGGUACAGCUUCUCAGAAGAAAACACAUGUUCAUAAAAGUUUGCCUGAUAUAUUAGUGGAGCCCUUAUCAAGUGAGAGACAUGAAUUUGUGAUGGCACAAUACAUAAACGAGUUUCAGGGCACUGAUGUCCCUCCUAAACAGCAAAUAAAUAAUGCUGAAACAUACUUUGAAAAUGCUAAGAUAGAAUGUGCAAUACAAACUUGUCCAGAACUGUUACGAAAAGACUUUGAAUCAAUAUUUCCAGAGGUGACUGCCAAUAAUCUAACAGUACUAACCAUAACCCAGAAAACUAAAAAUGAUAUGACUAUAUGGAGUGAAGAAGUGGAAGAUGAGAGAGAAUUGUUAUUAGAAAACUUCAUUAAUGGUGCCAAGGAAAUUUGCUAUGCACUGUUGUCUGAAGGCUAUUGGGCUGACUUUAUUGAUCCAUCAUCAGGAUUGGCGUUUUUUGGACCAUACACGAACAACACACUGUUUGAAACAGAUGAACGCUACCGCCAUUUAGGAUUCUGUGUUGAUGACCUUGGCUGCUGCAAAGUUAUUCGUCAUAAUCUCUGGGGUACUCAUGUGGUUGUAGGAAGUAUUUUCACAAAUGCUGAACCUGAUAGCCCUAUCAUGAAGAAAUUAAGUGGAAAAUAGCAACUAUCUUCCAAGUUAAUAUUUGACCUGUGUAUUUUUACUUGAUAAUUUGUCUAUAAACACUGUCAGAAAAUGCCAAGUUUUAGAGUAUGCUCACUUAUAAAUAAUAAAAUAACUGUUAUU
Emys orbicularis (European pond turtle) is the source of this 1180-nucleotide messenger RNA. It is a transcript of the gene MMADHC, whose product is annotated as metabolism of cobalamin associated D. The transcript is spliced from 8 exons. NCBI's taxonomy places the organism in Eukaryota, Metazoa, Chordata, Testudines, Emydidae. Gene Ontology annotation, biological process: cobalamin metabolic process. The record is from RefSeq and is a predicted model, not a curated record. The coding region runs from base 167 to 1057 and encodes 296 amino acids. Gene Ontology annotation, cellular component: mitochondrion.